AUGUAUAGUAUCUAUUGCCUCCGAGUAUUACGUUAUUGUAAUAACGCCUUGACCAUACCCCAACUUCUCUAUUUCUGCCACACUCAUUUUCUUUCUAUAUAUCUGCCAUAUCUCUUUCUUUCUCUAUCUCUGUCAUAUAUCUAUCUUUCUGUCUAUCUCUCACUGCUAUACCCCUUCCGUCUCUGUAUCUUUGCCAUAUCGCUUUCUUUCCCUCACUCCUUAUCUAUUUCUGACAUAUCUCUUUCUUUAGCUCUGCCCAUAUAUCUUUCUCUCUCUUUUUCAACCGAUUUGAUUUCUGUAAUCAUUGCUGUUUUUCCAUCGGCACCUGAAGUCGCUGCUCGAAUCCAGUCAACGGGCUUGAGUUCGAGUGUUGAUUUUCAAGGUAGUCUCUGCCUAUAUCUCUCCAUUUCGGCUUCACCGUCUCUCUGUGUUUCCGGUAUUUUCUUUCUUUUUCUUUAUACCCACUCUCUCCAUUUCUGUGCUCUCUCUUUCUCCCUGUCUCUGCCUAUAUCUCUCCAUUUCUGCUUCACACUCUCACUGUGUUUCCGAUAUUUUCUUUCCUUUUCUUUUUACCUUCACUCUCUCCAUGUCUGUUCCCCUCUCUUUCUCCCAGUCUCUGCCUAUAUCUCUCCAUUUCUGCUUCACGCUCUCUCUGUGUUUCCGUUAUUUUCUUUCCCUUUCUUUUUUUUUUACCUUUUCUCUCUUUCAUUUCUUUCUGUUCCUUCUCCUUCUUCCGUUUUUUUUUACUUUCCCUGUCUCUGUCUAUAUCUCUGCAUUUCUCUUUCACGCCCUGUCUGUUUUCCGGUAUUUUCUUUCGCUUUCUUUUUUUACCUUUUCCUCUCCAUUUCUGUCAACCUCUUUUUCCCCAGUCUCUGCCUAUAUCUCUCCAUUUCUGUUUCACGCUCUCUCUGUGUUUCAGGUAUUUUCUUUCCCUUUCUUUUUAACUUCACUCUCUCUCCAUUUCUGUUCCCCUCUCUUUCUCCCUGUCUCUGCCCAUAUAUCUCCAUUUCUGCUUCACGCUCCCUCUGUGUUUCCGGUAUUUUCUUUCCCUUUCUUUUUACCUUCACUCUCUCCAUUUCUGUUCCCCUCUCUUUCUUCCUGUCUCUGCCUAUAUCUCUCCAUUUCUCUUUCACGCCCUCUCUGUGUUUCUUUUUACUUUUCUUUUUAACUUUUCUCUCUCCAUCUUCUGUCCCACUCUCUUUCUCCCAGUCUCUGCCUAUAUCUCUCCAUUUCUCUUUCACUCACGCCCUCUUUCUUCUCUGCCUAUAUCUCCAUUUCUCCUUCACUCUCUCUCUGUGUUUCCGGUAUUUUCUUUCCCUUUCUUUUUAUAUUUCCUCUCUGCAUUUCUGUCACCCUCUCUUUCUCCCCGUCUCUGCCUAUAUCUCUCCAUUUCUGAUUCACACUCUGUUUGUGUUUCCGGUAUUAUUUUUCCAUUUCUUUUUACCAUCUCUCUCUCUCCAUUUCUGCUUCACUCUCUCUCUGUGUUUCCGGUGUGGUCUUUCAUUUACUUUUUACCUUCCCUCUCUCCAUUACUGUUCCCAUCUCUUUCUCCCUGUCUCUGUCUAUAUCUCUGCAUUUCUCUUUCACGCCCUUCUCUGCCUAUAUCUCUCCAUUUCUGUUUCACGCUCUCUCUGUGUUUCAGGUAUUUUCUUUCCCUUUCUUUUUAACUUCACUCUCUCUCCAUUUCUGUUCCCCUCUCUUUCUCCCUGUCUCUGCCUAUAUAUCUCCAUUUCUGCUUCACGCUCCCUCUGUGUUUCCGGUAUUUUCUUUCCCUUUCUUUUUACCUUCACUCUCUCUCCAUUUCUGUUCCCCUCUCUUUCUUCCUGUCUCUGCCUAUAUCUCUCCAUUUCUCUUUCACGCCCUCUCUGUGUUUCUGGUAUUUACUUUCCUUUUCUUUUUAACUUUUCUCUCUCCAUCUUCUGUCCCAAUCUCUUUCUCCCAGUCUCUGCCUAUAUCUCUCCAUUUCUCCUUCACUCUCUCUCGGUGUUUCCGGUAUUUUCUUUCACUUUCUUUUUACCAUCUCUCUCUCUCCAUUUCUGCUUCACUCUCUCUCUGUGUUUCCGGUGUGGUCUUUCAUUUACUUUUUACCUUCCCUCUCUCCAUUACUGUUCCCAUCUCUUUCUCCCUGUCUCUGUCUAUAUCUCUCCAUUUCUGAUUCAUGCUCUCUCUGUGUUUCCGGUGUUUUCUUUUCCUUUCUUUUUACCUUCUCUCUCUCCAUUUCUGUUCCCCUCUCUUUCUCCCUGUCUCUGCCUAUAUCUCUCCAUUUCUGCUUCACGCUCUCUCUGUGUUUCCGGUAUUUUCUUUUCCUUUCUUUUUGCCUUCUCUCUUUCUUUUCUGUUCCCCUUUCUUUCUCCCUCUCUCUGUCUAUAUCUCUCCAUUUCUGCUUCACGCUCUCUCUGUGUUCCCGGUAUUUUCUUUUGCUUUUUUUACCUUCUCUCUCUCCAUUUCUGUUCCCCCCUCUUUCUCCCAGCCUCUGCCUAUAUAUCUCCAUUUCUGCUUCACGCUCUCUCUGUGUUUCCGGUAUUUUCUUUCCCUUUCUUUUUAUAUUUUCUCUCUGCAUUUCUGUCACCCUCUCUUUCUCCCCGUCUCUGCCUAUAUCUCUCCAUUUCUGAUUCACACUCUGUUAGUGUUUCCGGUAUUAUCUCUCCAUUUCUUUUUACCUUCUCUCUCUCUCCAUUUCUGUUCCCUUCUCUUUCUCCCUGUCUCUGUCUAUAUCUCUCCAUUUCUCCUUCAAGCUCUCUCUGUGUUUCCGGUGUUUUCUUUCCCUUUCUGUUUACCUUCUCUCUUUCCAUUUCUGUUCCCCUCUCUUUCUUCCUGUCUUUGCCUAUAUCUCUCCAUUUCUGCUUCACGCUCUCUCUGUGUUUCCGGUAUUUUCUUUUCCUUUUUUUACCUUCUCUCUCUCCAUUUCUGUUCCCCUCUCUUUCUCCCAGUCUCUGCCUCUAUCACUCCAUUUCUGCUUCACGCUCUCUCUGUGUUUCCGGUAUUUUCUUUCCCUUUCUUUUUACCUUUUCUCUCUGCAUUUCUGUUCCCCUCUCUUUCUCCCUGUCUCUGCAUAUAUCUCUCCCUUUCUGCUUUACGCUGUCUCUGUGUUUCCGGUAUUUUCUUUCCGUUUCUUUUUACCUUUUCUCUCUGCAUUUCUGUCACCCUCUCUUUCUCCCAGUCUCUCUCUAUAUCUCUCCAUUUCUCCUUCACGCUCUCUCUGUGUUUCCGGUAUUUUUUUUCCCUUUCUUUUUACCAUCUCUCUCUCUCCAUUUCUGUUCCCGUCUCUUUCUCCCUGUCUCUGCCUAUAUCUCUCUAUUUCUGCCUCACGCUCCCACUGUGUUUCCGUUAUUUACUUUCUUUUUCUUUUUACCUUCUCUUUCUCCAUUUCUUUUCCCCUCUCUUUCUUCCUUUCUCUGCCAAUAUCUCUCCAUUUUUCUUGCACGCCCUCUCAGUGUUUCUGGUAUUUUCUUUCCUUUUCUUUUUACCGUCUCUCUCUCCAUCUUCUCUUCCCCUCUCUUCCUCCCUGUCUCUGCCUAUAUCUCUCCAUUUCUGCUUCACUCUCUCUCUGUGUUUCCGUUAUUUUCUUUCCCUUUCUUUUUAACUUCUCUCUCUCCAUUUCUGUUCCCCUCUCUUUCUUCCUGUCUCUGCCUAUCUCUCCAUUUUUCUUUCACGCCCUCUCUGUGUUUCUGGUAUUUUUUCUUCUUUUUCUUUUUUACCUUCUCUCUCCCCAUCUUCUGUCCUCCUCUCUUCCUCCCUGUCUCUGCCUAUAUCUCUCCAUUUCUGCUUCACGCUCUCUGUGUUUCCGAUAUUUCUUUUCCCUUUUUUUUUAUCCUUUCUUUUUUCUGUGUUUCCGAUAUUUUCUCUCUCUCCAUGUCAGUUCCCCUCUCUUUCUCCCAGUCUCUGCCUAUAUCUCUCCAUUUCUGCUUCACGCCGUCUCCGUGUUUCUGGCAUUUUCUUUCUCUUUCUUUUUACCAUCUCUCUCUCUCCAUCUUCUGUUCCCCUCUCUUUCUCCCUGUCUCUGCCUAUAUCUCUCCAUUUCUGCUUCACGCUCUCUCUGUGUUUCCGGUAUUUUCUUUCCCUUUCUUUUUACCUUCUCUCUCUACAUUUCAGUUCCUCUCUAUUUCUUUCCAUUUCUGUCUCCUUCUCCUUCUUCCGUUUCUUUCAUCCUCCCCUUCUCAACUAGUUUUUCCAACCUUCCACUGUCUCUUUGUUUUGUUUCUGCUUUCUCUACCUUUUAAUCCCUCUCUUCCUUUUCAAUUCUUUUCCUCUCUCAUUUUGCUUCUCUCUUUUCUCUCUUGCCCUUUCUUUCAUUUGUCGGUCCUUCUUUUUUCGUUUUUCUCCUUUUUCUAUUUCGAUAUCUUUUUCUUCCCUACUCUCCUCUUCUUUUUACUUUUUGUCACCCCCCCUCUCUCUCUCAUUUUCUUUCUUGUUUUCUGUUCUUUUUUUCUUUCUGUCUUUCUCUUUUCAUUCACCUUUUUCUUUCUUCACUACUGUCCUCUACUUUUUCAUUUUUUUCUUCUCCUCUCUACUUUUCCUGAUUUAUAUAUGUUUAUCCAUUUCUAUAGCUACACAUAUGCGAACAUGGAAAAACAAACAUUAUAUAUUUCAUUUAUAUUGGAACGUAGGAUUUAA
Molecule: messenger RNA, 4614 nt
Organism: Acanthosepion pharaonis
Lineage: Eukaryota; Metazoa; Mollusca; Cephalopoda; Sepiida; Sepiidae
Source: the annotation of a GenBank genome assembly